AUGUUCUGCACCGACUGCAGAAAGAAUAAGCGGGAAAUACGCAGCCCUUGUGUUUUUGAAGUCCUUGUCAACGGCGAAGUUAUCAGUGCUGAGCCGAUCGUGUCAUCAUCACAGGGCGCUCUUUCAAUAACGACCAACCCUGUUGGUGAGAAGGAAUCAUAUGAACUCGUGUUCAGACAGACGUGUAAUGGCGAGAUUAUUGAUGCACUGCUUAGCGGCGUGACUAUCAAGGGAAGUGCUGGUGCAACUUCUAAACCUAUCCCUCCUGUCAACAUUGGGCCUGAGACUGGUUCUGCUACUACCAACAGUGAGGGCGAUACCAUUGUCCCUACCGCUACUGAUAGUGCUGGAUUUACCACAAACUCGGAGGGCCAGACCGUUUUCCCUACUGAUACUAACAGUGAGGGAGCUACUACCAACUCCGAGGGCGAGACUGUCUUCCCCACUGAAACCCAAACAGGCGACUCGACGAACAGCGCUGGCUUCACUACCAAUUCCCAAGGCGAAACCAUCUUUCCUACGGAGACCCAGACCGAUGACUCUACCAACAGUGCUGGUUUCACCACUAACUCUGAGGGCGAGACUGUCGGCCCUACUGGAACGGCGACUGGCACGUCUCCGUCUUCUUCUUCUGCGUCUCCCGCAGGCUUUCCUAGCGACAUCAGUGCCUUUACUCUCUUUGGGUGUGUUGGCUCUACUGUUGGCUUUCCUACCUUUGAACUUGCCGAGUCCAAUGGAUCCAUGGAUCUUGACGCUUGUUCCAUCCUCUGUGAGGGACGUGCUUACUUUGGCGUUUAUGAUACGUCUUGCCACUGCGGAGAUGAGGUCAAUGCCGCAGAUACCAGCCGAGUCAACCUCGACCAGUGCGAUAUCGAGUGCCCCGGAGACGAUAACCAAUUCUGCGGUGGUGAAUCUCGCGCCGACAAGCUCCGAGCCCGCCAAAAUGUCUCCAACAGUCGACUCCUCACCGUCUACGUCGCUACCGAGGCUGCUAUCACAGUUACAGACUCUGUGGCUCAAACAGUAACUGACCAGGAGACUGUCAUUACCACAUUCACCACCACCGUCACUGGCGCCACAGGCAUAACCACCCAAGCUAUUACUGCUACUCUGGUAUGCUUUUCUGGAAAGUGCUAUUCUACCAGUUCCAGCUAUGUUACUGUGUAUAUCUUUGUUGGGAUCAACAGCAGUGAGUGUGAUGGCCAAUGGGUGUACAUUUCGGAACCUUGCUCUUGCGCUGGUGGUCAAAGAUAUGUUCCUCAAUUCUGCACAGGAGGCAGCUGUUCUGGCCUCAAGGUUUACAAGGUUGAAGAGUGCCAUGAUUGGUAUAACUACAACUCUUUCUUUGUCCCUUCGGAUUGUGCGACUUGUGCCGAGGGUAGGGUUAUGUACCAGCCUUGGGAGAAGUCUUGGGGUACACCUGACAAUUGUAACGGCGAUGUUCCUGUUUGCAACGGUUAUGAUUGCCCCAGCAAGCCCAAUGGUGGGGGAUCUCACGCUGGUGGUAAAUGGAAUUCGACUGCCCCUCAUGGAGGCUCUCAAAACGGUACUAGCGGAUGGUCCCAUGGAGGUUCUAACGGAGGUUCACAAGGCGGUUCAAAUGGUUCCAGCUCGAGCUCUCACGAAACCCCCAAUGGUAACUCCAACGAUGGUUCUGAGGGCAUCUCUAGCUCUGGUGCCAACGGCAGUCCCAGUGGCGCUUCUGGUGCUGGAUCUCAAGCAGGCUCCCACGGUUCGAAUAGUGGUGGUUCACAGGGUUCUGGGACUGGUGGCCAGCCGAGCACUGCCCCCAUUGUUGUGAGUGGUGCCGGUAAGCAAACUACCGGUGCUCUUGGUCUCCUUACUAUCCUUGCAGCCCUUCUUUAG
Molecule: messenger RNA, 1866 nt
Organism: Fusarium graminearum PH-1
Lineage: Eukaryota; Fungi; Ascomycota; Sordariomycetes; Hypocreales; Nectriaceae
Exons: 2
Coding region: 1-1866 (621 amino acids)
Source: RefSeq, a predicted model, not a curated record